Molecule: messenger RNA, 1391 nt
Organism: Saccostrea cuccullata (small rock oyster)
Lineage: Eukaryota; Metazoa; Mollusca; Bivalvia; Ostreida; Ostreidae
Exons: 2
Coding region: 39-1139 (366 amino acids)
Source: RefSeq, a predicted model, not a curated record
GAUUAAUCCUGUGAUCAACCAAAGUCCCGGUAAGGAGUAUGGGAGACUCGGUCAGAAAUCGCCUGAGUGAUGCCUUGACUUCAAAGUUACAAGUGUUUCGUCAUGCAGUGAGACGAGUCCUCAUUUUGAUGAAACUAAGUCCUGUGACUUCAGAUAUAGAUUCCCGUCCCCCACACGACCUCCCCGCUGGGAGCCCAAAAAGGUCCAAAACCAAAAGACUUCCAUCAGAACAAGAAAUCCGCGCGGCGGAACUGUCACACGAAUAUAACUACCCCGACUUGUCCCUGCUGAAAAAGGAGGUACAUCAGCCGCCGCCACCCGAUAUCACCACACUACCAAGAAGCCAUGCAAAAAGGAAACGGAACGGGGAACGAUGUGGUGGAAGUCAACUGGGAAGGUCUUUGAGCGAUCUCUGUACAAACAGCAGGAAGUACGCAAAUCCACGUAAAAACGUGUCGAUGAAAGCCAAGUUAUUUGAGAAUCCGGAUGAAGAGAGCGAAUCGGAGGAAUAUCUGUACCCUACGCCAUCACCAAAGCAACCAGAAAAGCAGUUCUUUCCACCAAAUUCAAAACCACCAUUAGCAAAUAAGCCAUCCUUUCUGAAAAAAUCACCAGCUCAUGUCACUGCUAUGAACAACAUAAAUCAUGUAAACAAAGCCCGCGACUUUCUCUCCACGAACUUGCAGCGAAAACUCGAGAUUGCAAACAAGCCAUCUCCACGGCCAUGGAAACCACAAGAACAACAACCCACUAACAUGAACAAUCCCCCAGACUAUGUAGACAUGGGUAAUUUCAGAGAUAUUUCUUUGAGCUCAGAAAAGGGAAAACCUGUUGGAACUGUGAUGUUAAGACCAGUAGGGAAAGUGGCACCAAGUUUCGAAGAAAUUAAAACAGAAGUCCAACAAAUUUCAUCUAAAACAAACUUCAGUGAUCUUGGUGUAACCGAAUUAGUUGCUUGUCUUCGAAAAUGUGGACUCUGGGAAAUGGCAGACGUUUGUCAAGCGGAGAAACUGGAUGGCGCCUUCAUUAAUGAACUAUCUGUAAAAGAGUUACAGGAAUUCAAACUGACGCCAUUACAAAUGGUAAAACUAAAUAAGGUAAAAUCUGGUUGGAGACCAGUCACAACUCAGCUUUUGUAGAGGUGAUUUGUCUCAUUGUAGAUUGUCAUCUAGUGUGAAGAGUUUGUUUCCAGACCUUCUUCUAUCCCGGUGAAAAUUUAUUGAUAUUAGUGAUAUAUAGAUAUUGUCUAGAGUUAUUAUGUAGGUGAGUAGCACGGCUACUACACAUAAUAUUACCUGCAUUGUACUAUUUGUUGCAAAUUUUGAUCACUGUUUUUCAAAAUUCACUUCGAUUUUGAAUCAUUGUUUGUUUUUUUUACUUAUAAAACAACA